AUGUCAUUACCAGCCUCAUUUGACUUAACUCCAGAAGAUGCUAAGUUAUUGUUAGCAGCCAAUGUUCAUUUGGGAUCAAAGAAUGUUCAAGUACACAACAAGCCAUACGUUUACAAGACUAGACCAGACGGUGUUAACAUUAUCAACAUUGGUAAGACUUGGGAAAAAAUUGUUUUGGCAGCAAGAAUCAUUGCCGCAGUACCAAACCCAUCAGAUGUUGCUGUUUGUUCAUCGAGAACUUUUGGUCAAAGAGCCGUUUUGAAAUUUGCUGCUCACACUGGAGCCACUGCCAUUGCUGGUAGAUUCACUCCUGGUAACUUUACCAAUUAUAUCACCCGUUCAUUCAAGGAGCCAAGAUUAGUUAUUGUUACUGACCCAAGAACCGAUUCUCAAGCUAUCAAAGAAUCAUCAUACGUCAACAUUCCAGUUAUUGCAUUAACCGAUAUGGAUUCACCAUCUGAAUAUGUGGAUGUUGCUAUCCCAUGUAAUAACAAGGGUAAACACUCUAUUGGUUUGAUUUGGUGGUUAUUGGCCAGAGAAGUCUUGAGAUUGAGAGGUAUCAUUGCUGACAGAACAACCGAAUGGUCAGUUAUGCCAGAUUUAUACUUUUACAGAGAUCCAGAAGAGAUUGAGCAAAAUGCUAAUGAGGAACAAAAGGGUGAAGAAGUUGAAGAAGUUCAAGCUACUGAAGGUGAAACUGAAUGGAAUGGUGAAACUGAAGAAGUUGACUGGGCUGAAUCAGGAGUUACCCCAGCUGCUGAAGAUGCUGCUGCUUCGAAUUGGUAA
Molecule: messenger RNA, 786 nt
Organism: Lodderomyces oxycetoniae
Lineage: Eukaryota; Fungi; Ascomycota; Pichiomycetes; Serinales; Debaryomycetaceae
Gene: YST1
Product: 40S ribosomal protein uS2
Exons: 1
Coding region: 1-786 (261 amino acids)
Biological process (GO): cytoplasmic translation; ribosomal small subunit assembly
Cellular component (GO): 90S preribosome; ribosome; cytosolic small ribosomal subunit
Molecular function (GO): structural constituent of ribosome
Source: RefSeq, a predicted model, not a curated record